This is a messenger RNA of Rhagoletis zephyria (snowberry fruit fly), 799 nucleotides long. RefSeq lists its product as uncharacterized. NCBI's taxonomy places the organism in Eukaryota, Metazoa, Arthropoda, Insecta, Diptera, Tephritidae. The record is from RefSeq and is a predicted model, not a curated record.
CAGUCAUAUGAACAUUCUUAUUAAAAAGGGAGGUGUAGUGUGACUUUUAAAGAACAAACAAGUCGAAGCAAACUAACCCAAAUCAUUUCACAAUUCAACUCGCACAAAUAAAUAUCAAAUAUCAUUAUCAAAAGACCUUGAUGGCAUUCUUUGUCACUUCAGUUCAUUACUACUUAAACCAUUUCACUUUCAAUGCCAAGACCACCCAAUGCCUAAUUGCCGACAAAGCAGUAUUUGUCAUCAACGGCAUGGUCACCGCUUCUUCCCCCAAGCUCCAACCAUUUCAACACCAAUGAUUACAAAGUAAAUGGAAAGGGUAAGUAUCUUCGCUAUGGAAUUUCGCCGACUUUGCUGCUGCGACCUCAUAUAUGUACAUCUAGGAAUAUCCGGGCAAUGCAGUAGUACCUAUAUGCCGAGCCAUGAUGUGCAGUCAGUGCCAUCGCAAUGCCCACCAACCGAGCUUACACUACACGCAGAUUUUGCUUGGGGGUCCGAUCAGGAUAUAGCUAUUCCGAAAGAACUACUUUUAUCUGAAGGUUUUGGUCGUAGUAAGUUACUUUUAGAGAUCGGCAAACGUUUGUUUAACGAACCGCGUUAUAUAAACGAAGUUUGUGUAGAUGAUGUUGCCACACCUCGUCGCGCUAAACGAGUUAUAGAUAUGAUGAAGAAUGCACUACAAAAAAAAAUAAUAGAAUUAUAAAGAAACUACAAGAUAAUAAAAGAUGUUUAUGGAAGAAGGUGAAGUACGCAGAAGAACUAAUAAUGCAUUAGUAUUAAAUUAAAAUAUUAGUAAAUAAGU